ACCUGUUCGACACAGACUGUGGGCUUCAGGGGCGUCAGGAAGCAUCACUGCUAUCUAAACUUAAAAGUGAAGCGACUUUAGCUCAGGUAGCAAAUGUGUUGUGGUUGGUAUCGCCAGUGUAAUGUUCAUUUUAUUAGUCCUACAUUUAAUGAAGACCAAAACUGGCCAGUUUUCAAUUUAUAGUUUUCCCUGGGAAAGUCCUGCAAAAUCAACCGUAUGUUAAACUGGUCUAAUACAGAACCAAACGCAGCUGCUCUCUGCUCGUCACAUCCAAUUGCCGCUCCUGAGAGGCAAAACCAACCAACCGGACUUCAUUCCUCAAGUCACAUCAUUAGAGUCGCACGGCGUGGCGCAAUCUUUCACCCUAACAAAACCACAGGUGAAUACCAGUUUCAGCUCCAAAGAUAGCUGCAUUACGCGUGUUUGGCCUUUUGUGUCCUCUCUCAACACGGAGAAGCUAACAGGGUAACUGUAAGGGGAUGGCAAAGUGACACCGUGUUCAGCUGACAUAAAAAAUCUGACGUCUGUGGAUACCAGAUGAAGCAGGUUGGUCUUCUUUACUGAGUCAUCUUUACCAAUGAGGUUUAGACGGGAAAAGAUACCCAGACAGAGAGCAUCAUCUUGACAUCUGUAACCUUCACUUGUGUUCUCCGGCCCAACCAUGAGGGACAGACUGAGCCACCUGCAGGAAAUGUCCAACGGCCAUGUGGAGCCGAUGGAGUACGCAGAGUCCACCGUCUCAGAUACCUUUAGCAAUGUGGACCUUGAGGAGGAGCUUCCCCAUGAGGCGGUUGUGUUUGAUGAUAACAGCCCCGCUCUGGCAGAAAUCUUCUCACAUUCACAAGACAUCCACAGGGAGAUCCAGCUCAUCCGCUUGGAUGUCAAAAGGCUUCGUGAGCAGAACUCCCGGAUAACGCAGGGUGUCACCACCAUGAGCACCAUCAAAAGAGACUCCAACGCUAUCGGUGCUGACAUAAAAUCUCGAGCAGAAGGGGUGCUGUCACAUCUGCAAGAAAUGGACGGGAUGUCCCAUAAGUUAGAGGAAGCCCAUGGCUCAAGUUCUGCUGUCACAAGAAUUGCCAGAACACAGUACGCCGGCCUCAGCAAUGGUUUCCGAGAUGCCAUGUUUGACUAUAAUGAGGCUGAGAUGAGCCACAGGGAGAACUGCAAAGCCCAGAUUCAGAGGCAGAUGGAGAUAGUGGGACGAGAGGUGACAGGAGACGAGGUGGAGGAGAUGAUCGAGCAAGGUCAGUGGAACAUCUUCAACGACAACAUCAUGUCAGAGGGUAAAACUGUUCGAUCGGCUCUGAAUCAAAUCGAGAAGAGGCACCAGGAGCUGUUGGACCUGGAGACCAGAAUCAAAGGCAUCCAUGAGAUUUUCCUGGACAUUGCUUUGCUGGUGGAGGAGCAGGGCCCCAUGAUUACCUCCAUCCAAACCAAUGUUCAGAAAACAGAUGAAGGCAUACAAGGUGCCCUCGUCAAGCUCCGCAAGGCUAAACGCCAUGACAAUAACAACCCUUUUAAAAAAAUGUUUUGCAGCUGUUUCCCAUGCUACAACUAAUGACUUUAUAUAGAUGCGGUCAUAGAGAUGGCUUAAUAUAUAAAAGUAUUUCAGACAAAGUAAAAUUGGAAAACAAAAAGAUGAAAAACAUGUUCUGUUAUUAUUAUUGUCAUUUUUUUAAUCAACAUGACCUGUAGAUUAAGAUAAGUAAAUCUUCUCCAGGGAGUUGACUAAAUCUGUGAUAAGAAGUGAGAAAUAGCUGUGUCUGAGAGGAAAACAUGCCAAGGUCAAAUAUUUAUAGAUGUAUUCCAAGUAAACCAAUAAUGUCUGUAGAGUUUGAGUAAGAGGUUUGAGAUGGGCAAUCGGAGUCAAUUUCCAAAUACUGACUUAAAAUAUACAGGGGUCUGGCUACAGACUGUACAUUUCUGACAGCCACUCUCACAGACGGUUAAUAUGAAUAUAUCUCAGAAAGGAAGUGCCGUAAUCUGUGGGUGCAACAGUUUUCCAGUUUUAGAUUGUUUAAAUCCAACUUUAUUCAUAAAGUCUGGCAGUUACACUCAUGAAAUAACCACACCGCAAACAUUACAGACUCAGAAAUAUUUCAUAAACAAAACAGAGAAAAAUUCAGAGAGCUAAAUCGUGAUUAAAUUAUAUAUAGACUUGUUUUAGAAUUAGUUACAGAAACAGUUGCUCGCUUUAGCUUCCUUAGCUUUAGCUAAAGCUAACAUACUGUAGCUACAAGAGCUAAUUAACUAAUUAUUAAAUGUUUUGCAAUCUGUUUUUUAGGUUAGGUUUUUAACUUUGGUAUCCUAACCCUUACUUUUACCCUAACCCUAAGCAGAAGUUAAAUCUGAUUUUAUUUUGAAAGUUUCUGCAUGUAUUUCUGUUCUGAAAGCAUCUCAGAUGAACAGUCUGUGAGGGUGACUGUCAGAGAUGAACUGUCUGCGGCCAGACUGUCUUGGAGGGAAAUACAUUGGGGAUAUUUUCCACUCAACACAAUGCAAAGACUGUCCGACAUGCUUUCUUAACAUUGUUGUACAUAAAUCCCAAAAAUAAAUAUUUGUGCUAGGCAUAUUGCUCGUCUUGUUGAUAAAAGAUAACAGCCCCUACAGUUAACUACAGAGAAAUGUGACAAGCAAGUCAGUUCAAUACUGUUUGGGAUAAAACAACAGAGAAGUCAGACCACUAAAAACUGUCACAAGCUGAAAAUUGAUAUUCUAGAAAUUGUGCAUUAAUUUGUUCUUGAAAAAGUUGUAUAUAUUUUCUGCUGUUCUAUGUAUUUAAAUGAUUAAUUUCUUUGUUUUAUUAUAAAUAUGAUUGUUUCAUUUUAUGCUGACCCCCAUGUACAACACUUUGAAAUUCCUACAUUUUCCCUUAUUUACUUUCUCUUUUAAGAUCAAAAAUAUCUAAGAAGGGAGAGCAGUUUUCUGGGUUUUUAUUAUCAUUCUCUGUGACAUGUAGGUUUACAAAGUUGAGGUUUUGUAACGAGUGCCAGUCUGUAACUUUUCACUGGUAUGUUGUUUCUGUAUGAUUGCACAGUUAAGUUGCCUACAUUUAGUCCUUUGUGUCCUAUAUAAAUUAUAAAGUGUUAUAUUAA
This is a messenger RNA of Cheilinus undulatus (humphead wrasse), 3098 nucleotides long. It is a transcript of the gene stx11b.1, whose product is annotated as syntaxin 11b, tandem duplicate 1. Gene Ontology annotation, molecular function: SNAP receptor activity; SNARE binding. Bases 662 to 1561 code for a protein of 299 amino acids. Gene Ontology annotation, biological process: intracellular protein transport; exocytosis; synaptic vesicle fusion to presynaptic active zone membrane. Gene Ontology annotation, cellular component: SNARE complex; synaptic vesicle; plasma membrane. NCBI's taxonomy places the organism in Eukaryota, Metazoa, Chordata, Actinopteri, Labriformes, Labridae. The transcript has 2 exons. The record is from RefSeq and is a predicted model, not a curated record.